Asparagus officinalis (garden asparagus) is the source of this 1874-nucleotide messenger RNA. RefSeq names its product NADH dehydrogenase [ubiquinone] flavoprotein 1, mitochondrial. NCBI's taxonomy places the organism in Eukaryota, Viridiplantae, Streptophyta, Magnoliopsida, Asparagales, Asparagaceae. Gene Ontology annotation, molecular function: NAD binding; 4 iron, 4 sulfur cluster binding; NADH dehydrogenase (ubiquinone) activity. The transcript has 3 exons. Gene Ontology annotation, biological process: mitochondrial electron transport, NADH to ubiquinone. Bases 83 to 1579 code for a protein of 498 amino acids. The record is from RefSeq and is a predicted model, not a curated record.
GUCCAUUAAAGAUCACUCUUCUCCAUUCUCAAACACAUCGUCCUCUUCUUCCCCCAAAUUGAGGAGAGAGAAACCCUAGGCGAUGGCAAUGGCCAGCUUGGCGAGGCGCAAAGCCUGCAAUCUCCUGUGCCCUAACUCAAAGGGUCUCCUCAAGAACCUAUAUUCUCUUCCAACAGCAACUCUAGAUUCUACUACUAGAUCAUUCAACACCCAAGCUGCAACCACAGCAAGCACACCUCAGUCUCCUCCCCCACCUCCACCUCCAGAGAAAACCCACUUCGGUGGUCUCAAAGAUGAGGACCGCAUAUUCACCAACCUUUAUGGCUUGCACGACCCAUUCCUCAAAGGUGCUAUGAAGAGGGGUGACUGGUACAAGACUAAGGACCUUGUGCUCAAGGGAACCGAUUGGAUUGUGAAUGAAAUGAAGAAAUCUGGCCUCCGAGGACGUGGAGGAGCUGGUUUCCCUUCUGGUCUCAAGUGGUCGUUCAUGCCCAAGGUAUCCGAUGGCCGCCCCUCGUAUCUUGUUGUGAAUGCUGAUGAGAGUGAACCCGGUACUUGCAAAGAUAGAGAAAUUAUGCGCCAUGACCCCCAUAAACUUCUUGAGGGGUGUUUGAUUGCUGGUGUUGGCAUGAGGGCAACCGCUGCUUACAUCUACAUCAGAGGAGAGUAUGUAAACGAACGUUUAAACCUUGAGAAGGCAAGGAAAGAAGCAUAUGCAGCUGGGCUUUUAGGGAAGAAUGCAUGUGGAUCCGGGUAUGAUUUUGAUGUUCAUAUCCACUAUGGUGCUGGUGCUUAUAUCUGUGGGGAGGAGACUGCUUUAUUGGAGAGUCUCGAAGGAAAACAAGGGAAACCAAGAUUGAAGCCCCCAUUCCCAGCCAAUGCGGGUCUCUACGGUUGCCCAACCACUGUAACCAACGUUGAAACUGUUGCAGUAUCUCCCACGAUUCUGAGGCGUGGGCCCGAAUGGUUUGCAAGCUUUGGUCGGAAGAACAAUUCUGGCACAAAGCUCUUCUGCAUUUCCGGACACGUGAACAAGCCUUGCACUGUGGAAGAAGAGAUGAGCAUUCCAUUGAAAGAGUUGCUAGAAAGACACUGCGGUGGAGUAAGAGGAGGGUGGGAUAACUUGCUGGCAAUUAUACCUGGAGGUUCCUCGGUUCCCCUCCUCCCGAAACACAUUUGUGAUGAUGUCUUGAUGGACUACGAUGCCCUAAAGGCCGUUACGUCCGGAUUGGGAACCGCAGCGGUGAUUGUUAUGGACAAAUCCACUGAUGUUGUGGAUGCAAUUGCAAGGUUGUCGUACUUCUACAAGCACGAGAGCUGCGGGCAGUGCACACCUUGCAGGGAGGGGACAGGAUGGCUAUGGAUGAUGAUGGAGAGGUUGAAGGUGGGCAACGCAAAACUUGAAGAGAUUGAUAUGCUUCAAGAGAUCACAAAGCAGAUCGAAGGCCACACGAUCUGUGCGUUGGGUGAUGCAGCAGCUUGGCCAGUGCAGGGAUUGAUCAGGCAUUUCAGGCCGGAGCUCGAGAGGAGGAUCAGGGAGAGAGCAGAGAGGGAGCUCUUGGAGGCUGCGGCAGCUUGAAUUGAUGCUGUGGAUUGACCAUCUCCCUUGUUUGAUGUUGUGUAUUGAAAUAAGUUAAUGCUAUUUGUGUUCAGCAUCUCUACUGAAAGUGAAGCUGGUUCUCUGUCAGGAAACCUUAUAUCACCUGUUUUCGUAAGUGCAGCUGAAAUUGAGAAACUGAUCAGGGAAUGAAUUCUUCUGACAAAACUAUUGGACCCCAUUUUUUGUUGUUUAUGUCAAAAAGACAUGUUUUGCUGCUAUGAACGUUGUAUUCUAUUGACAUGCGUACAGCAGUGAUAGCACUUUUAUUUGUUCG